Molecule: messenger RNA, 3728 nt
Organism: Microcebus murinus (gray mouse lemur)
Lineage: Eukaryota; Metazoa; Chordata; Mammalia; Primates; Cheirogaleidae
Source: RefSeq, a predicted model, not a curated record
GGGAGGGGGGGCAGGACCAGCCAGGACCCAGGGCAUCCCAGAGAGGCCCGAGGGCUUGGGGUGGGCACCCUGUGCCCAGCACUCCAGGGCCACCAAUCAGCAUCCCACAUCCCUGAUCUGCUUCACAAUGCCCAGAAUUCCAGAAAACAGGCCUCCUGCUGAUCCAAUUAAUAAGUUUGGCCACGUCUGUUUGCAGUGGUGAGAGGGCUGGUGGGGUGGUCAAGUUAGCAAAGCCGGCAUGGGUUCCUUGGUGGCCAGUAAUGAACCUGAUAAUCAAAGAGUUGCAUUGCAGCCUCUUCUCACCUGGGCUCCAAGGGAGGUGGCAGGUGCUGGGAGGUUAAUUUGGGGGCCCUGCAGGGAGCCAUCCUUGCUGUGGGGCUGGCCCUGUGGUCAUCUGGCCUCAGGGCCAAGGUACACCUAGCCCCACCCUCCAGGGAAGCCCCACCCUCCUUUAGAGGGGAGCUGGGCAGAUGGUCAGUGUGCCAGGCUAGGUGCUGGGAAGGAGGGGCCAGGCAGGUGCCCAGGGAGCCCUGACGGAGCCAGAGCGUGCUCCCGGACCCACCGUGUGGCUCACCGCGCCACACGGGGCAGUACCUGGAGGGUGAAAGUAGCCACGGUUUGUGUGCCAGAGGGAACGGUCUGGAAGAGGGGGAGAACUUGGCGGUUCAGGAGCCGGAGGGGGGCAGGCGCGGCAGGUGGAGGGCUGCCCGCGGGGCUGCCUGUAGUAACAGGCGGCGUUGCCAGGUGUCGGGGCAGAUGCUGGUAGGUGGGUCACGUGGCGGUGGCAUCUGUGGAAGUUCCCUUUGGAUGGUUCCAAUCUCAGCGGAAGAGGAAGCGAGGUCAUCCUCCAGUGGGGAGGUGGAGAGGCAGCAAGGAGGUGUGAAGUCACUUUCCAGGCGAGUGGGGAGGGAGAAGGGAGCAGGGACGCAGCGAGGUUCCUGGAAGAGCGCUCGGCAGGCCCUGCGCAGGGUGCAGAGAGAGCUGGGGGCUCGAGGGGAGGGCUGUGCAGCCAUUGGCUUCCAAGUGCGGCUGCGCAGCCCCUGGGUGCCCUCGUGCCUCGGGGAGUCCCGAGUCCUGCAGGGCCGGCUGGCCAGGUCCUCGCCCUCGCUCUGGGACAGCACGACGCAGGAGCAGAAGGUCGACCUGCGCAAGCGGCUGACCUACACCACGCACAAGCUGGAGAAGCUCGAGAAUGACUUCGACUCCACCCGCCACUACCUGGAGGUCGAGCUGCGGCGCGCGCAGGAGGAGCUGGAGAAGGUCACCGAGAAGCUGCUCGGGAUCCAGGGCAGCUACACGUCGCUGCAGAGAGUCAACCAGGAGCUGGAGGAAAAGGUGUACCUCAUGAGGAAGCGUCAUGAGGAAGAGAAGCGUGCACUGAACCAUGAGAUUAUGACCCUCAAGGACCACCUUCUGGAGGCGAAGAUUACCAUCCAGAAGCUGUCGGAGGAAAACGAGCGCUAUAGGAAGGACUGCAACCUGGCGGCCCAGCUGCUGCAGUGCAGCCAGAACUACGGCAAGGUCUUUAAGGUGUCCGAGCUGCCCUUGGACUUCCAGGAGCGUGUGAACCGGCACCUGGAGCAGCACAGCUGCGGCCUGCCCUCCCAGCUCUGCUACGCCGACACCGUGCCCGCCUGCAUCGUGGCCAAGGUGCUGGAGAAGCCCGACCCCUGCGGCCUGUCGGACGCCCCCGCCGGCGGCCUGCCCUGCCCUGCCGAGGCCGGGAAGCCUGCUCCGCGGCCCCUGUACAAGGAGGACCUGUACUGCAGCGACGCGGCCCUCUACUGCCCCGAGGAGCGCCGGGAGGACAGGCGGCCCAGCGUGGACGCGUCUGUGUCCGAGGCCGGCUACCUCCCCGCCCAGAAUUCCACCGACAGCGCAGCCGACGAGGAGGAGCCCGAGCGCGAGGCGGCGGCCUACCCCGAGAGCUACCGCCACGAGGCCUUCGCCUCCGGCUACGCAGCCUCCUGCGGCUACGCCGCCUCGCUGCCCACUUCCAGCUCCUACUCCAGCUUCAGCGCCGCGUCCGAGGAGAAGGAGCACGCCCAGACCAGCAUGCUCACGGCGUCCCAGCAGGCCGUCUACCUGAACAACCGCGACGAGCUCUUCCGCCGAAAGCCGCCCACCAUCGUCUACGAGUGCAGCACCCGCUUUGGCCAGCCCCCCGCGCCCGUGGUGCCCCCCGCGCCCCCCGCGCACCCCGUGCCCCCCAUGGUCCCCAUGCCCCCCUUGCAGGCCGGGAUGCCGGCUCACUUUGGGAGGACCUAUGCCCCCUACGCAGGCGACACCUUCCGCUUCCCGGCCCCCGUGGACAACCACCCCCCGCUGGCGCCUCCGAAUCUGUGGAGCCUGCGCGCCAAGGCCGUGACCACCCGCUUCCCUGGAGACGACCUGCGCGGCCAGUGGCGUGCCCCCAGCGUGGAGGACAUUGGCGCCUACUCCUACCCUGCCAGGAACGCCAGCCGCAUGGUGCCCGGCAGCUUCGAGCACUACUACGGUGGGGGUGGGGUCAGCCCAGGUAAGGUCGAGAGCAGUGCCAGCCCCCUGUAUGCCAGCUACAAGGCUGACAGCUUCUCUGAGGGUGACGACCUCUCCCAGGGCCACCUGGCAGAUCCCUGCUUCCUGCGCGCCUGCGGCGAGCUGAGCCUCAGCCCCAGCCGCUCUGACGACCCCCUGCCCAGCUAUGCGCCCAGCGAGGGGGACGGCGACAGGCUCGGGGUGCAGCUGUGUGGGGAGGGCAGCAGCCCUGAGCCCGACCAUGGCUCCAGGGACUCCCUGGAGCGCAGCUCCGCUGACGCCUCCCCAGAGAUGCACCCUGCCGCCUGCCUCAGCCCCCAGCAGGCCUUCCCCCGCAACGGGGGCCCGGGGCUGAGCCGCAAGGACAGCCUGACCAAAGCCCAGCUCUAUGGAACCCUGCUCAACUGAGCACCUGCGUGCGGGCCGUGGCCCUGCACUCCACUCCCGUGACGCCCAGGAGGGGCGACCUCACUUCUGCCCAGACUCCCGUGUCCCUGGCACCCUGUCCACAGAGAGGACUCGGGCCCCCAGGGCCUCCUCGCCCCCGUCCAGUAGCACCUCCGAGGAGGCCCUCUCCCCACAGUGUCUCGUGCACCCAGCCCCACUCAGUGCAGCUUCUCGUAGAACAUUUCACACACGCCAUCGUGCUUCACCCGAGACGCGCGUCCCUGUGUAAAGCGGAGCCGUCUCCCUACGUAGAGGGAAAGGGUCUUCCCCACGGCACUAAGCCUCCAGCGGCCGGCCGGCCGCCUGGGCGUCCUCGACGUGAAACUCCUGUGUUUGUCAGGUGAGGGUGCGUGGGGCCCGCCCCUGGCAAGGGAUGGGAACGUGGAGCCCGAGCUCCACAAGCUGGGAGCCACCCCAGCAAGCCAGCGACAAGGAACCCCCGAAGAUCAGUCUGCAAAGGGGAACUGAAACGAAGUAGAGGACACAAAGUGCUUUAAAAAUGUGUUUUUCACAGUGUGGCCAACACACCGUCAUUGUGAGCUCUUCCGUGGUCUGCGGUCCCCAGUGGGGCUGGUAUGUUGUCCCAGUAUGACUGGUGCUCCUCCCCCACCCCCCCGAGUCCGUCCCGACACCGUCUUUCUCUGCCUCGGAUGAGAUGAGGCCCCUGCCCCGGCUGUGUUGCCUGCGUGCCCGUCGUCUGUGAUGCAUGCCUUGUCUCAGCAGUGCUGUACUCUGCACCGCCAAUAAAAGACCAGUGGAAAGAG